Molecule: messenger RNA, 2417 nt
Organism: Pungitius pungitius (ninespine stickleback)
Lineage: Eukaryota; Metazoa; Chordata; Actinopteri; Perciformes; Gasterosteidae
Gene: barhl1b
Product: BarH-like homeobox 1b
Exons: 3
Coding region: 895-1866 (323 amino acids)
Biological process (GO): regulation of DNA-templated transcription
Molecular function (GO): DNA binding; DNA-binding transcription factor activity, RNA polymerase II-specific
Source: RefSeq, a predicted model, not a curated record
CCCUUAGCCAAUGAAGGCGCGUCACUGGGGACUCACGUGGACGGGUCGCUCUUAAAACCUAGCUCCUGACUUUUCCUCAAGUUCUAUUUUUUGGGAAUCCCUCCCACCCCCGUCGCAUCGUGUCCUCUUACACGCCAGUUGUGACUCUUUAACCCAGUUUACCUCUCCUCGCACAUCGCUUCGUCCGACGUCUUCCUCGUCGGCUGCUGCAGCGAUCGGACUCCUCGCUCUCGACUCGAGCUCUGCUUCCACUAUUUGUUUGUCUUUUCGUAAAGGUUGUCUUGUUCUACUUGAAGGAAUCCGUCUACUCUGUGGCCACAUGACGAAGCUGCCCUGACCGUUUUUCCCCUGCGGUGCUCAAUCAGGUCUGACGCGUACCUGUCCAUGGUGCUGAAAGUGCUUUUCUUCCCCCAUCCCAAAGAGACCGGUGCGCUGCCGCUCCCGAAAAUCCACAAAUAGUCUUUAUUUUUCUCAAAUUUUCGAGUUUUGGUGUUAGAUGAUUUUCAUCUUCCCGGCGAGGUUUACUGAACUCAACCGAAGACGCAGUUGGUGUUGAAGGAAGCAGAACGAAUCGACGGCGACUCGCCCAAAAAAGAGACUAUACAUCGAUAUCAGGAGGACACGUCCUUCGAGACUUGACGAACAUUAAAAAUAAAUAAUCGGAUGCGAGGACGUUGAACCUAGCCUGGAGUUAUUUUGCUCUUUGGAAAACCAGUUGUGCAACUGGAAAUAGCGGAUGAAUAAUCUUCAUUUGUAGCCAUCCCUCCCAAAACAUUUCUCGCUGCGGAGCGGGGGACUCUUUCCCCUCUGCUGGACCCCCAACCCCCCUCCUUCCCUUAAAUAAAACUUGUCCUGAAUUCCAAAUGGUAGUUUGAGGAGGCCUCGAUCAAGACAAUGGAGGCGUCCGCCAACGGGUCCAGUUUUGGCAUCGACUCGCUACUGUCCCACCGGCCGGGAAGUCCGGUGUCCAAAGGGGGGAGCCUGGCGGGGGAGUGCCGCUCGCCACUGGAGUUCAGCCCGAGAUCAGACGCGGAGAGCGGCUGCUCGUCGCCUCCGUCGCCGCGGAGGGAAUGCGCGGACGAGGUGGCCCUGAGGCAAGGUCACGGUGUCGGCCUGCCGCCGCACCUCCAGCAGGCGCAGAUAUCGGCGGGGUCGCAGCAGAGGACAGUGACCUCGUCGUUCCUCAUCCGAGAUAUUCUCGCGGACUGUAAGCCACUCGCCGCCUGCGCGCCCUACUCCAGCAACGGACAGCCGACCCAGGAGGCGGCAGGCAGGCUGGUCUCCAAGAUAGCGGAAGACUUUAUGGAGAAAAUCCACAGCAACUCUUCGUCCGACAGUGAAUAUAAAGUGAAAGAGGAGGGGGACAGGGAGAUCUCCAGCAGCAGGGACAGCUCUCAGGUCCGGCUGAAGAAGCCCAGGAAGGCCCGGACGGCCUUCACGGACCACCAGCUGGCCCAGCUGGAGCGCAGCUUCGAGCGGCAGAAGUACCUGAGCGUCCAGGACCGCAUGGAGCUGGCGGCCUCCCUCAACCUCACCGACACGCAGGUCAAGACCUGGUACCAGAACCGGAGGACCAAGUGGAAGAGGCAGACGGCGGUGGGUCUCGAACUACUAGCGGAGGCCGGGAACUACUCGGCCCUGCAGAGGAUGUUUCCCUCCCCGUACUUCUACCCACAAAGCCUGGUGUCCAACCUGGACCCCGGAGCGGCCCUCUACCUGUACAGGGGCCCCUCGGCGCCCCCGCCGUCCCUGCAGAGACCCCUGGUCCCCCGGAUCCUGCUGCACGGCCUGCAGGGGGGCGGCGAGCCGCCUCCGCCUCUGCCCCCCAUGUCCGGCGUGCUUAGUCGACCGGCUCAGCAGCGAUGAGCCGGUCCCUGCUGGUUAUCUUUUCUAUUUUUUUCUUCUCUUUUUUUUUCUGUUUUGUUUUUGUACGCCGAGCUCGGCAGGACUCAUGAGAAGAAAUGAAACAAAGACAGAUACAAAUGAGAAGGGGACGAGUCGCGGAAAAAGACAAGUGUUGGAGGCCUUCAUGGUGCGAGAAGCUGCCGAUUGAGGCUGAACUCUGUGGACGGAGCUUUGUGACUCGAACUGACUGCGUGGGAAGAAUCUUUCCCGUUUUUUUUUUUGUUGGGACAUGAGCUUUAUUUAUAACUUAUUUAUUUUUCAACAUGAAUCAAAGCAUUUAAGUUAUGUAUUUAUUUGAUCCCAGUUUCAGUACUCUUUAAUGUUUUUUCCCAUCAACAGAUGAAUUGUUGGUGGAACUUUGACCAACAGUCCAAUGCCAAGCAGACCUCCUACUGGUAUUAUUAUAAUUAUUAUAUCAUCAUUAUUAUUAUUAUUAUUACGUGGGUGUUCAUGGAUAUUGGCCAAGCUGCACCCUUCCAUGUAAUAUUAAUAUAUUGUAGAGGAUCCAAAGG